This is a messenger RNA of Spodoptera frugiperda (fall armyworm), 8830 nucleotides long. RefSeq names its product sex-lethal homolog (gene Sxl). The coding region runs from base 311 to 1225 and encodes 304 amino acids. Gene Ontology annotation, cellular component: ribonucleoprotein complex; cytosol; nucleus. The record is from RefSeq and is a predicted model, not a curated record. NCBI's taxonomy places the organism in Eukaryota, Metazoa, Arthropoda, Insecta, Lepidoptera, Noctuidae. The transcript is spliced from 8 exons. Gene Ontology annotation, molecular function: mRNA 3'-UTR binding; poly(U) RNA binding; poly(A) binding.
AUGAACGCUUGAUUGAACGAAUGAGUUGGUUUAUGGUUAGUUUCAGAAUUUCAGAUCUGCGCUUGUCACGAUAUUGUUAAUAAUUUGCAGAAAAAAUCUAAAAAGACACUUCAUUUUAAAAGGUUUUACAAACCAACGUUUCUUACUUCUAAAACGUACAGCAAGCAGACUAAAUAGUUUGUAAAGCAAAUAGGUUUAAUUAAAAAUGUAUGUAGAUUAAAAAAUGUUGUUAUAAAAGUAAUUGCUCAAUAUUAUAAAUAGAAUUUAGUGAUUAUAUUUAUUGGAAAGGUGUGUUGUAUAAGUGUAAUAAAUGUGUGAACGAUAUCCUGGGUACUUGUUUGGAGGGACUCCUGUCAGCAGUUGGGACAGGAGUUUCAAUUCGCUGGAAAAUCAAAUCCAACAGCAGUAUCGAGGGAGGGCAGGCGCUGGUGCGCGCUGCUGGGGCAGUAUGUCGGAGGGCGGCGGGGUGUCCGCCGCUGGAGGGGACUCCUGCAAGACGAACCUCAUCGUCAACUACCUACCGCAGACCAUGACUGAGAAGGACCUGUACGCGAUGUUCAUGACCAUAGGACCCAUAGAAAGUUGUCGAGUUAUGAAGGACUUCAAGACUGGCUACAGCUACGGGUUCGGCUUCGUGAACUUCACGCGGGAGGAAGACGCGGCGAGGGCCAUCGACACCUUCAACGGAUACCAGCUCAGAAAUAAACGGUUAAAGGUCUCAUACGCGCGCCCCUCAGGUGAUGACAUAAAGGAUACAAACCUCUACGUGACGAACUUACCGCGCGCCAUAACGGAGGAACAGCUGGAGACUAUAUUCGGCAAGUACGGCAGGAUAGUGCAGAAGCAUAUACUCAGGGACAAGAGCAAUGGGACGCCGCGUGGAGUCGCCUUUGUCAGAUUUGAUAAGCGUGAAGAGGCGCAAGAGGCGAUAGCGGCGCUAAACAAUGUGAUACCAGAGGGCGGCACUGAGCCACUCAGCGUUAAGGUGGCUGAAGAGCAUGGUAAGCAGAAAGCAGCGUACUACGCGGGAUGGGCGGCGGGCUUCCACCAUAAUAGAGCCUCAGUAGCUCCACAACGGCACCACAGUCUCGACCAACUCGACAUGUUGCAUAGCCGGCAAGAUUACACGACCAAUUACGGAAUGUACGGUGGCCUGUCCAACCGAUACCUCCGCCGUGACUAUUUCAACCAGCCGUCUUAUAUGAGUCACCAUCGCCCGUUUUGAAAAGGACUUUACUGUAAGAAAUUCCGUCUAACCGAUACACGGAUAUAGACGGAUGGACUUUUCAUUUUAGUAGUGUAAUUAUAGUGUUGGUGUUAUUUAUAAGGUGACUGUGGGAGUUUUUGAGGACUAGUGGGGGCUUGUAUAUUGCGGUUUUUAGAUUAGGAGCUGUUAUUUUUAAUAUAGACGUCAUUUGAGUAUUAAUUGAGUAUGGAUUGGACUUUUAAUUCGAUUUUGUGAUAUUUGGUGAUGUGUUGCAUAAAUUUCUAUCAGCUGAGUUAUUUAUCUUAUACUACAUUCCCGUUUCCCAACUAUUUCGGGGGUGAUCAGAUUCAACAGAUUCACAUCAACAGCCUAAAAGUGGCCACUGCUGAUCAAAGACUUCUUCUCACACAGAGAAGGUUUGAGCAUUAAUCAAAACGCUUGUUCAAUGCGGGUUGGCGAUACACAAGAUAGGACUGAAAGAUAUCGGUCCACGAGCUCUAUUUUAUUUUUCUCUACGUUUGGGUGUGCAACUACGACAUAAGAUUAUUUAAGCUCUACCAGCCAAGUCGAUCAAUUACUAGAUUGAAUUAAAAGUCCAAUCACUAUUAUCUAUCGUUUGUGUAUCAGCAAAUAUGUUUGCUUAGAUUUUAUUUUGUAAUAUUUAUUUUUGUUUUGUAGUGAAUAUUUUAUCGUAGUUUGUCCCACCCCCUAUCGGUGUAAAUGUUAUUAUAAGGAACAAUGAUAAAUUAGAUAGUAAUUUACGGAGUUCUCAGAAAUUCCCACAAGAACGCUCCUGUACAUGAGUGAUUUAAACUUUAAUCAUAAUUUGCGAGUAGUUUUCCCAAUCCAUUGUUGAAUUCCUAAGCUUCGUAACUAUAAUAGACAAGACUUCUAUUAUCUGUGGUGACGUUCGACAGUGUUGCCAGUUAAGAAAGUAGUUUUUGUUGCAAGAUUAAAAAACUACGACUGAGGUGAUGUUUUUAAAAAUUGAUUGUGACCAUUGGUGUGUUAAAAGAUCGGGUUUUUUGGUUUGUGUUGGGUUGAAAACUGUUUUUUACUAUAUCUGUUGUUGUUAGUAUAACAGUUUAUUAAUCACUGAUGUGUGUGUAUUUCCAAGAAAAAUUAUAAAAUAUGCAAUUAAAGGUUAAGUAACAUUCGGCUCCUUACGACUUUAAUUGCCAAUAUAAUCUGUUGAAGGCAAAUCCUCCGCUAGCGCCGGGCACUUUUGCCCCCGAUAGCGUUUAAUGUGUUUAUCCUGUUCAAAAUUAGUGACGUACAUUAUUUUGUUUUCAAUUAUAGUUUUGUUAAGUAAAAUUUUCGACUCAACACAAACUAAAUAAAACAAAACCUAAAAUUGAAAAAUAAUACAACUGAGGGACCCUGUCUCAGCACAAAAAUCAUGUUAUUAAACCUAAAUUCUACAAUUUUCUAGAACUUUCUACAUAUACUUAUAGACGUUGCAUAGUGAAACACUCUCAAUGUUACCCAAAUAGUAAAAAUAUGAUUUACUUAGUAUUCGUACUACAAAAGCUAUUAAUUUGACACACUGUGAAAGCAAUGAUUUUUGUUUUAAAGCUUCAAAGCCGAGGGACAGAACACGUUGCAAGACAUGUUACAUAGUUGCAUGUUGCGACAUGUUUCGAGAUUGUUGUUUAUAGACAAUUUCAAGCUUACCAGACGAAAGAAAUGUUGUGAUUCUCUCUUUAUCAGUUUACGAAACAACAAAGGUAUGAAACACGUCUUGCAACAUGUAUCAACCGCAUCAAUAUGUUGCGUAUCACGUUGCAGUACAGUAAGUGUAACGCAUAUUACAAACAUCCUGUUCUGAAUACUUUUUAAUUCGCAGCUUUAUAUUGUAACGUGAACUUUUGUUACUAAUUACAUCAUAAUUGGUUGUAUUUAUAAGCUAAUGUUUACAAUACUGUUGGUCUGAACAGAAUAUGUAUGUACUAGAUGUCUGAUACUAUGAACGAAAUCAUUUAAUAACAUAAGUUGUGCAAAUGUCAAUUUAUUAAUUUUAUCUUCGUAGCGUUGUUUACACAAGAGGUAUUUUGCUGUAUACAUAUUUUUUGUUAUUGGUUUUGGUCAAUGGUCUAAAAUGGCAAUUAUUUUUACUGGACAUAGCCAUCUAGUCUUACUAGCAUCAGAUGUUUGCGCAAAGUUGCGCAUACUUGCGCAAAACGGCAUAGUUUCACUUUUAACGAAGAUUUAAAAAUAAAUACGUUUGUGUAAACAACAUUACCAGAUUAUCGGCUUAUGAAAAAAACAUAUAAUGUGCUCAAUAGAAAUAAAUAUAUAAUUGUCUGUUAAACAGCGUUGUAGCUAGAUCGUUUGUAUAAAUACAAGCUUUUUGUUAGCUCACUAUUAAUGAAAUAUGUGAUUAUAGACCAGAUAUGCGCUUUUACAUAGAUCUUAUGCAGUUAUAGUGUAACAGGAAUAUUUUAAACACCAUAUUGUUGAAGCUGUUGGUCUCAUGAGCAUUUGCUGCGAUUAUUUGUUAGUUAGGUUAAAAAGCGAAACCCUAAUGUCUACUAAAUACAUUAAUUGAAGCUUCACAUAACACUACCCAUAAUGCUUCUAGCUAAAAAAUAUGUAGUUACAACUAAAAAACGUUAAAUUAAUUAUUAUGUUACGUAACUGUUUGACGAGGAACUCGACUAGCUUCAAGCCGUGCUAGAGGCUCAUAUUCCUGAGCAGCAUUUCGCGAUACACGAUGCGGUGAUUGUUGCUGCUACUCUGCAGCAUGGCUUGAAUCUAGUCGAUUUCCUCGUCAAACAGUUACGUGAGUACACCGAGAACAUAAUAAUUCAUAUAAAACGUUAAUUUCAUUACGUAUGCUUCUUUGUUUCAUAGUUGCGCAAACCAUAUAGAUAAAUAUUUUGCGCAUUGUUUGCGCAAUCCGUUUUAUAACUGACUCUACAAGUGCAGUAAUAAUUGUAUUUCAUAGUUUUACCAUGAAGUGUUAAAAUGCUCAUAAUACUAAACUCGCUUUUUAACCUAACUAACUAAUAUUGCGCUAAAUGUCAUCGUUUAGUUACUAAGCUUCGUAUUAAAGUUGUUGCACUAGAUAAUUAUGUACAAAGUAUUAAUUUUAAACACAUCGAUAGUUUCAUAUUAAAUUGGAAAGCUUCUGGCGUAAUGAACGCUUAUUUUGGACAGACUUGUAAGCUUUGCGCUUUAAUAUUGUAAGAAGAAAGCAACAGAACUAUUUACUGCGCUUUAUAUUAUAACUAAUUUCUAUUAUUGAAGUUUGGUCGUUAAGCCUCAUUGGUCGAACUGAUUGUCCAUUGAACAAGAGGCUGCCGUAAGUCUGCUGUACUCAGUGGCGUUUAAUGAUUACUUAAACUAUUCCUUAGUAACGAUUUUUUUCCGAAAAUAAUUGCUGAGGACGGGGUUAAGUAAUCAUUAAAUGUCUCUGAGUAUGGCAGUAAGACUUGCAAUGACACUCGCAGAUAACAUAAACUCAAUAUUACGUACCUGGCAAAAUGUAGAUGCUAAAUUAAAAUGUUGUAAAGACAUCGUGGGCUCAUAGAGGGCAUAAUUGCGAUUAAGAUACCAGUUUUGCAUCGUCAGGUAUAUGGGUCCGUAAUGUAAUAUUUGUUCGUUUUUCUAGCGUUGUCCCCGUGCAGAGUGGGGGCUCCGCUGACCGGCAUUUCGGUCUAGCGCAACAAGCAGCCAACGUUUCCUUGCGUUAUUUAAGACAUUUGUUUAAAAGUACUUUAAAUAUCUUCAAGCGCAUGUGACUUACUAUGAUAUUGCUAUCUUUUGCGUAUAAAAUAUUUUAGAAUAUUUGGGGGGAGGGGUGUAGAUGGCAUAGAGUAAUUAUUAUUGAAGUGUUCUGUGUAAAGUUAAUAUCUAUUUUAAACUUUUUAGUACAAGAAUAUGUUUCAUUUUAUUUCACUAAAUUCUCCAUAAAUAUAUAGCUGAUGCUGAAUUUUCUGAGACACAGAACAUCCACGAUUUUCUUACAUCUGUGUGAAACAAAUUGAUUUUCAAGAAAUAAUAAUGUAAUUUUGUUAUUCAAUCAUAACAAAUGCCACGAAAAACAAGUUGUACUGAUAAAUAAUAAAUUAAUCUAUAGGUUCUGUUCAUAAUAGAACUCUUCAUUUUCAUUACUCUAUGCCACUGCGCAAACAUAAUAUAUGAAGAUACAUUAUAUUCGAACAAGCGUUCAUUAUGCCGGAAUUACAUUGACAAUAUGCAGCGGUGAUUCGUACGUUCAUUAGAUUCGGAGUUUAUGAGUGUUGUUCCCGUAUCGACUACGUUCCUAUUCCACUGUGAUGGGUGUCCGGACUUAAGAAUAGAUUUAUAUUAAAACGGAUAAUAUUGACAGAAGGAAAAGUAUUCGAAAUUGGCUUUAAGUAGUUAUCGCACAGAAUAAAAAUAAAAUACUAUAUAGCGUGUUACAUUAGUCGAUAAAUCGUGUUACAUCACUAUGUCUUCAGUGUUGCCAGACGAAAUAAUUAUUAUAAUGUUUCUUUUUUUAUAAUCUAUAAAGUUUAGCCCGUUUAAGCUUAGCUAUUUCAAUAUGUAGUUUAUAUUAUUAUAGUGAAUAUAUCGGAACAGUUUUAGUGUAAGGAAGUUACGAGUAAUAGUAUGGAUUAUGAAAGAGAGAGAUAGAUGUAUGUCCUGAUACCCAUCACAUGUUCUCGUCCCUUUCUAGGCUAGUACAUAACUUGUAUUAUAUUACUAUGUAACUGUAGACUCUUGAUAAGAUAUCGAGUUCAGUGGGGGUAUGUUUAAUUAAUUUUUAGCGUUUAUUUAAUGACUUUUUUAAUGAAACCGAAUAAAUUAGCUUAAUGUAGGAGCUAUUAGGUUUAAUUUCUGUAAUGAGUUUAGAUAUGGGUUUAAUCAUACUACAUUGUUGGCAUAGUAACUUUACCCGAUAUGUUUCAAUGUGUGCUAAGUUUUAGAAUGUGUGUUAGCAUUUUUAGAAUGAUUCGGAACAACUCUUUGUGUGAUCACAAAUUGUUGUUUCAGGUCUGGGUGUUAUGUGCAUGUGAAAUUGUAUGUUUAGCAAUUCUAAUGUUUUUUAAAACUUAACAUUUUUUUUCUAGUCAGUAAUUUUCUAUUAGUCCUUCGUAAAGUAUUUUAAUUAAGAUUUCUUAUUAUGUUCCUAUUUGUGGUUAAGUUUAGAUUUGUUAAACUUGUUUAGCUAAUAAUAUUGAUAUAUUUAUUCUAUUAUGUAAGUUUUCUAAGUUAUAUAUUCCUCACUGGACACGGGAGUAGGUCUAGAAUGCUAGAACUAGUUUCCAAAUGUGAAUUGUGCCUAAAUAAAGCGUAUUACUAAGAAAUGUACUAUCGUGGUUCACCAACGUAACUGUUUGAGAAAAUUUAAAACUUGUUAAAGAGUUAUAAAUAUAAUAACUAAAUUAAACACGUGUAAGUAGGGUGCUAUUCUCAAAAUUCAGGUUUGAAAAAUAAUAAAUAAAUAUUGCUAUCGAAUAAUGUAAAGUUAAGCUAGGUGAUGUUGAGAUAGCACCCCUAUGUAACUUGUGUAUGAUAAGUGUGACAAGAUUAGGAAUGUGAUUGUAAGCGCGCGAGUAGAUGGAUAGAGUCCUAAUGACGUCAUUUCUGUGUAAAUAUUCUAUUCUUUUCAUUUCAGUAUGAGUAUGAGACUAGUCACUGCAAUAACUUCCUUUAGACUAUUCGGCUUUUGUCAAAUAUAUGCGACUGAUAUUGUGUAUAUAAAAUUGUUAGUUUCAAGUCGUGCAUAAUCGAAUAUUAACUAAUUUCUUUAAAAAAAAAAGAAGACAGGGGAAUAAAUGACUAAAACUCCCGUUGACUUUGAAAAGGAGCGAUUUGAAAAGAAUAAUUAUGUCAAUGUCAAAGUGACGUUAAAGUGACAUUGACAGAUGGAGAUGUCUGUCAAAAGCUUUUUUUAGUAAUUUGAAUGAAUCUUAUAAAAUAAUGAGCGAUAGUAAAUUAUGACAAUCACCUUCGUAAAUCUUGUAGCGCUUAUAAUAUUUUUAAUAAUAUAAAAUUGUUAUUAAGUAUGGCUGCGUGAAUGCUUGUUAUUAUGGUACUGUUGUUAAAUUAUGUGGCUGUAGUUUAUAUUGUAUUGAGUGGCGGAUCUGUUGAUUAUUAUAUUUUUUAAAUAAUAUUAUACAAUUAUGUAACUAUGUUAUUUCAUAUUGAAACUCGACUAAGCCUGUUUACAUGUACAGAUGAUGGACGCCGCAUUCAAAUAAGUUAUCCUAUAUUUCCAAAAUUCUUUAUUGGGUUUUCUACCCUACAGUUUUGUGAUAAAGUUGAAAAUUCUGUGCGGUGUAAUAUAUUUUAUAGUUCUAAAGGUGCAAUUAAAUAAUUCCCUACAUGGUCGGCAACUCAUCGGUGUUGCAAGUGUACUUAAGGGUCGGUUCAUAUCUGAAGAACAUGCGUCGCGUAUUAUCGUUUGCGUAACAGAACAGACAAAUGUAUACUUGACCGUUCACACUCCGUUAGUGCGAUCGAUGAUACGCUCGACGUAUUUUACGUCAGAUAUGAACCGACCCUAAGUUGGGGUAACCGCUUACCAUCAGGGGCCUUAGUCUGCUAUUACAAUUGUGUCAGAAUGGUCGAUCAUUGAGCAGUGCAAGAGGGACGCAGCUAUGUAGGUUGUAUAGCUCCUUCCCUCUUGCACUGCUCAAUGAUCGACCAUUCUGACACAAUUGUAAUAGCAGACUAAGGCCCCAGGUGAGCUGAAAGCUUUGUAGCCACAGUCACCGAUCACUAAAAUAAAAAAAGUUUUUCGCAGUUAAUACAUAAAAAAGGAAAAUUAUUUUGAAUUUGGAACAUUGUUAGUUGACAGUGAUAUGUAUUUAAGUAAUAAGGUGUUUGUGUUCGUAUAGUAAUAUAAUAGUGAUGUGAAAUGUUUCGUGUUUAGUCGAGUUUGGCUUGUUAGUCUUUGCUAUCGUUUAACCACUAUAAUUGGCCUUAUGAAAAAUUUUAUAAAUUAUUAGCUAAUAAUAAAUUAAGUUCUUCUUAUGAUAAUAAUUCAAUUAUUAUUAUUACGAAUAUUUUAGCUGUUACCAAUAACUAUUUGUAUAAUGAAUUGUUUAAUAGUAUGUCGUGCGUGCUAUUUUACUGGUUAUUUUGACUGUAAAUGAAUUAUUUAUGAAAGUUGUAGUUUUUGCUUGUUAAAAGAGGAAUAUAUGAGAUAUUAUAAUUAUAGUAUUUGUAAAACGAAAUAUUAUAAUUUGAACGUUGGUUUGUUAUAAUAAUAUAUUAGUAAUGCACUUUCUUUUUAAAUAUUUUGAACAAAACGUAGUGAAAAGUCACCUAAGGAAUGUAUUUUUUCUCGAUUUUCAUUCAUCCUAUUUAUACUGGCGUAGUCUAAUAAGUGUGAUACAGGAUCUAGAUGUCCUAGGCGUAUUUUCUAAACACUAAAGAUCUAGAAUGAAUAAUAACUAUCAUAUUUAUUAGACUAUGUUACACUAGAAGAAAAUUGGCUAUAUAGCGUUAUAAUAUUUUAAAAUAUACAAAAAAAUAUGAAUACUUUUAAUAUUAUGAUAUAUAGUAUUUUGUGAUUGUAUUAAAGUGUACGUAAUAACUAAGGUUAGGUCGAACGAAAAUGCAAAAGUAUUCUUCCAAACUUUGGCCAAACGAUAAAUAGUGAUGUAUAAAUAAAUAUUAUUCAUGAAC